CCAUCUUCACUAUAUGCAUGUUUUUUUCUUGUUUGUUAAGAAUGCAAAUGUGGACCCCUGGACAUUGCCUUCAUUGUGGACAGCUCUGAGAGUAUCGGAGCUUCUAAUUUUGCCAUCGCUAAAGACUUCAUUGUGACGGUAAUGGACAGGCUCAAGGUCAAGUUUGGUGCCAAUGAAUCUCGUAUUGGCGUGGUGCAGUACAGCGGUGCCAAUGCUCAGGAGGUUGUACAGCUCGGCGACCCCAACAUUAAGACCUUAACAGACCUAAAGCAAGCCGUGAAAGACUUCCGCUGGCUGGCUGAAGCCACAUACACUGGAGAAGCUCUGCAGUACUCGCUUAACAACAUGAUCAACAAGCUUGUGACGGAGAGGAGUGUGGUCAUUGUCCUUACUGAUGGACGCUCUGACACCAUAAGAGACAAAGUACCCAUGAACGUGCUGUGCGGCAAGGGACUGAAGGUUGGUGGUGUUGGAGUGGCGGAUUAUGCAGAAAGGCAGCCCAAUUCGGAACAGCUUGAUGAGGUUGUGUGUAAAGAUGAUCCCAGAAAAGGCUUCUCCUUUGUCUUAAACAACUUUGGUAUUCUUCUGGAUGACAGUUUCCUGCAAAACCUGACUGAGAAGAUCUGUGAAGACAAGAAGUGUCCUAGCUUUACUUGUCCAAUUUCAUUUAAUGACAACACUGAUGUCCUCAUCAUGAUGGACAGCUCAGCAAGCGUGGGCUCCAAGAACUUCGAGAUGACCAAGGAGUUCGCACAAAUGCUGGCUAAGCGCUUUUUGUCAGCAGAAAGAGGAAGCUUCCAGGUCCGGGUUGCCAUUGGCCAGUACAGCAACAAUGCCAACUUAGAGACCGAAUUUUCCUCAAACAUCACCCAGGUGGCCGCUGAUAUUACAGAGGCAAAGUUCCAGGAUGCAGGUACACAGAUAACAAAUGCUCUCACCUUCGCCAUUGAGCGCCUCAGGGGUGGCAGGACGAGGAAGAAGAAGCUGCUGGUGUUUUCGGAUGGCCGUUCCCAAGGCGUCAGCAACAACCAGAUUGAAAAAUCCGUGGAACAGGUGAACAAUGCGGGCAUUGAGCUGUAUGUGCUGGCCGUGGGCAACCAGGUAAACGAGAUGCACCUGCGCACCUUAGUGAGCCGAGGACGGCCCUAUGACAAUACAUACGCCUACCGCCACCUUUUCAAAGUACCUGACUACCGCUCAUUGGUCACUGGGGUCUUUUACCAAACUGUAUCCCGCAAGAUUUCCUUGGAGUCGAGGGGGUGAUUGGAUAGUGGGAGGGGUUCAGGAAUAAAGGGGGUGGGUGACAGUAUAGCGCAAGCUUUGAUUGUUUUUAUUUUUUGUCUGUUUUCCAUGUGAAUGGUAUAUCUGAACUUAAAAGGUUUUUCAUAGUCUCUUACAUUUCAUAAAAGACAGUAAAUGAUUGUGUCGGAAUUCUUAAAAAAUUAUUUUCAUGUCACUUAUUUCUUUGUAGGUAAAGGGAUUUAUCAAGUCGUUUCACAGAUUAUGUCAAUGUUGGAGUAGGUUAUAGAGCUUUGACUUUUUGACUGUAUUAAGUUGUCCAUGACUGCCAGAAAUUUGCAUUAAAUAAUAUAUCCACUGCUAAGGGCACAAAAUUAUUAUUUCAGUGGAAAGGAGCUAUCAUCUCUAUUUGAUGAUGCAGACUUCUUGCAAUCUUGCAACCAGGGUCCAAAAUGAACACAUUCUAAUCAAUCCAUCAAUCAAUCAAUCAAUCAAUCAAUCAAUCAAUCAAUCAAUCAAUCAGUCUUUCUAUCUAUCUAUCUAUCUAUCUAUCUAUCUAUCUAUCUAUCUAUCUAUCUAUCUAUCUAUCUAUCUAUCUAUCUAUCUAUCUAUCUAUCUAUCUAUCUAUCUAUCUAUCUAUCCUUUACAAUAUAUGUUUAUAUCUACUGUCAAAUAUACCUGGAAAUUGAAAAUAUAUAUAUUUUGGACCCUGCUUGCAACCAAGUCCUAGCAAUUCUUUACUUGCAUUAGUCUGUGGUACACUUAAUUGUUGCCAUUAAAAAUAAAACUUGAAUAGAAAUUUGGUGCUACACAUGUAAACACUACACUAGCUCCUUUAGUCAUUCAAAUGCAGGUUUCUUCAAAAUUGUUCUAUGUGCCUUUAACCAAAGAGUUUACCAACAGGCUUCUCAUGCCAAAAAUGUAUUUGAGGCCAGCCCCAGGGCUGUUGUAAAGGUAUUUGAAAUAAAGGAUGCUACACCCCACCACUAA
Molecule: messenger RNA, 2229 nt
Organism: Carassius gibelio (silver crucian carp)
Lineage: Eukaryota; Metazoa; Chordata; Actinopteri; Cypriniformes; Cyprinidae
Product: collagen alpha-1(VI) chain
Exons: 6
Coding region: 142-1263 (373 amino acids)
Source: RefSeq, a predicted model, not a curated record